Molecule: messenger RNA, 483 nt
Organism: Psammomys obesus (fat sand rat)
Lineage: Eukaryota; Metazoa; Chordata; Mammalia; Rodentia; Muridae
Product: transmembrane protein 11, mitochondrial-like
Exons: 1
Coding region: 1-483 (160 amino acids)
Biological process (GO): inner mitochondrial membrane organization
Cellular component (GO): mitochondrial inner membrane
Source: RefSeq, a predicted model, not a curated record
AUGUCUACUUUUGAAGUUUUAGCCACAGACUGCUACAUAGUACAUGAAAUCUACAGUCGGGAGAAUGCCCAGGACCAGUUUGAGUAUGAGCUGGAAGCCCUGGACGAGUACACCGUGAUGGAGCCCACCCGACCAGGACACGACACAGCGCGUCGGAUCACCGUGGGCAAUUGCCUGCACAAGAAGGACGUGUUGGCGGGUGCCGCCUGCCUCUUCACCGCGUUGGCACAGCCCCUGGAUUCCUCCCGCUACAUCUCCCUGCCUGCCGGCGUGCUGAGGCUGGCCUGCUGGACCCUCCAUCGACGGCAGCUGGACCCUGAUGCCUACGAACUGUCUGUCCGCCUGCCUCUGCACACGCUCACCUCCUCCGCACCGGUGGUGCGGGUUCGGAAGGGCGACCUGCGCGGAAAGAGACCGCGCAACGCAAAAGCGCUGGCUGCCCUGGUGCGCUGGGUCAAGCUCUAUGAGCUCCACGCGGUGUGA